AUGUCAGGUGGUCUACGAACGAAAAAGCAGCAUUCACUCCCAGCGGCUUACUACCGCGGAGGCACAUCUCGCGCCGUCUUCUUCAAGGAAGAGGAUCUCCCACAGGCCCGCUCAGAAUGGGAUGUCAUAUUUCGUGGAGUUAUUGGCAGCCCGGAUCCCUAUGGUCGCCAACUUGAUGGCCUUGGAGGUGGUAUCUCUAGCCUCUCCAAGGUGUGCGUCAUAGGAAAACCGACGCGCCCGGAUGCCGAUGUCGACUACACUUUCAUUUCUCUUGGCGUAAGGAACACAGAUGUGGACUAUUCCAGCAACUGUGGUAACAUGAGCAGUGCCGUUGGCCCCUUUGCUGUUGAUUCUGGGCUAUAUGCGCUUAAGGAACCUGACAAUGCUGUUGUUCGCAUCCACAAUACCAAUACAGGAAAAGUGAUUCACUCAUCCUUUCCCGUUGUUGAUGGUGAGGCUGCAUCAAGUGGAGACUUCGCUAUCGAUGGGGUAGCAGGACAUGCUGCUCGCGUUCAACUUGACUUCCUUAGCCCCGCGGGAUCAGUAACCGGGAAGUUACUACCUACCGGCAAUACAGUCGAUACCUUUGAUGGGAUUGAGGUAACUUGUAUCGAUGCGGCAAAUCCCUGUGUAUUUGUCCGUGCUAUUGAUCUGGGGAUCCCAACAAAUCUCACUCCGGAUGAGAUCAACGCGGACUCGGUUCUCCUGGAGAAGCUGAACUCGAUCCGCCGACAGGCUGGGGUUAAGAUGGGCAUUGCGGAGACAAGAUCUGAUGUGCCCGGAAGUAUCCCAAAGAUUUGCAUGGUCGCUUCUCCUUCUGCUUCAGAUAAACGUGACGUAGAGCAGAAGCAAACUUCUUCCGAUGUCGAUCUGCUCGCUCGUGCUCUUUCAGUGGGCCAGCCGCAUAAGGCCGUCCCGAUUACAGUGGCUUUAGCUUUGGUGGCUGCUGCUCACCUUCCUGGCACUACCGUCUCGGAUGUCGCCAGUGACAGUCGAGUCGACCCUGCUGGUCUCACUAUUGGCCAUGCUAGUGGGAAUAUCUUGGUUGGAGCGAAAUUCGAUGCAGACGGUGGCCUAGCUUCUGGGACUGUCUUUCGGACAGCACGUCGUCUGUUCGAAGGAAAGAUUUUCUGGAAGAACGAAUAA
Molecule: messenger RNA, 1146 nt
Organism: Penicillium malachiteum
Lineage: Eukaryota; Fungi; Ascomycota; Eurotiomycetes; Eurotiales; Aspergillaceae
Product: DUF453 domain protein
Exons: 1
Coding region: 1-1146 (381 amino acids)
Source: RefSeq, a predicted model, not a curated record